Messenger RNA from Lycium barbarum (goji berry), 6670 nucleotides. RefSeq names its product B3 domain-containing protein Os03g0120900-like. Lineage: Eukaryota; Viridiplantae; Streptophyta; Magnoliopsida; Solanales; Solanaceae. Gene Ontology annotation, molecular function: DNA binding; DNA-binding transcription factor activity. The transcript is spliced from 2 exons. The coding region runs from base 567 to 1865 and encodes 432 amino acids. The record is from RefSeq and is a predicted model, not a curated record.
CGCUCUCUCUCACACACAAAUGAACUAGGAAGGAAAGGAAGUCUGAAAGAGAAUAAGUACUUCAAUGAAAUUUACCUAACUCAAAAAAAAGAUUCCACCCACUUAGACAAAUUACCCACAUACUUGUCAUCCUCUCUCUUACUUUCUUCCUCUAUACUCACACACACACACACACAAAUAUUAAAAAAAAAAAAAAAAAGGUCAACAGCAAGGAGGAGGAGGAAGCUUUUGAAUCGUCUUCUCCUCUGGAAUGAGUGAUAAUGAGAGUCAUCACCUCUUUGAGUCUUCCUAAGCAAACAAGAAAGCACUCACCUAGUUCUAUAUUCUAGUUUAUGGCUAAUGGGAGGAUACUCUUUUAACCCUAGUUCCAGCAGUAAACACUCCUCUCAAAGUCAGACUCGUACCAGUAAUAACCACUAACCAUAGUACUGGACGCAAUCGUCUUUUAUAUAAGGGAGGUUUAUGUUUCUGGAUUUUUGGGGCUUGUUUCAUAUCUCCAGUUACACAUCUUCUCUAAUUAGAUCUAUGCCUCGGAUAAGUGCGGUUGUCGACGGUCCUAGAUCAUCAUGAAUUUAUUCUCAGGUGGACGUGGGUUCAACGAUCAAGGCUCCUCAAAAAGCACACACCCAUUUUCUCAUUCUUCUUCACCAUCCACUUCUUCUUCUUCUUCUUCCAGCCAGAAGAUUCUAGUUCCUUUCUCCUAUCAAAGAAGUUGGUUAAGCAGCAGCAGGACCACUAAUAAUGGUGAAGAUCUCGUAAUGAUGGAUACUCCCCCUAGCGCAGAUGAGGCAGCUGAAAAUCAUAACCAUCCUCAUCAGCUUGAUCUGGGAGUUGGCGCAAGUAGCACUGCUAAUAUUGAGAGAGAGCACAUGUUCGAUAAGGUAGUCACUCCCAGUGACGUGGGCAAGCUCAACCGGUUAGUCAUCCCCAAACAGCACGCUGAGAAGUAUUUUCCUCUGGAUUCCUCGACCAACGAGAAAGGGCUCCUUCUGAAUUUUGAAGAUAGGAAUGGGAAGCCUUGGCGGUUCAGAUAUUCGUACUGGAAUAGCAGCCAAAGCUAUGUAAUGACCAAAGGUUGGAGCCGGUUCGUGAAGGAGAAGAAGCUGGAUGCUGGGGAUAGAGUCUCAUUUCAGCGUGGAGUGGGUGAAUUGGGCAAGGAUCGUCUCUUCAUCGACUGGAGGCGCCGUCCAGACGCCCCCGACCACUUCACUACUCAUUUCUCUAAUACUAGUAGUAUCUACCGCUCCAAUAAUAUGCAGUACCCAGCUGCUGCUGCUUGGAAUCAUCCGCUCUUUCUGCAGCCGCCGCUAGGCCAUUCACAUUUACAUUCCCGUCUGAUGCUGGAACCUGCAGCUGCAGGCAGCAUGUCUCAUCAUCAGCAGCAAUCUUCUUAUCCUCCUCCUAGAUACAGCGCUUAUGGAAACACUACUCCUAAUUAUUACUACGACAGUACUUGUAAUUUCAACAACAGUACAACCGUAGUAAAUGGAAACCCUUGUCCGAGCGCGUCAGUAGUUUAUCUCAGAUCGGGCUUAGCACAACAGCAAAGAGGUACUAAUAGUAGUACUAGUGUUGGAGGGAUUGUGGAGCCAGUGGUGUUCGACUCCGUACCGAUUGUCCAAGGCAAGGCAGCAGCAAAGCGACUCAGGCUGUUCGGCGUCAAUAUGGACUGUACCAUCUCAGACUCGGAUGAUUCAUGUGAAAUGUCCUCAUCCUCCUCCUUGCCGGCUACACCAACUUAUUCUCAUCUUCCCCAAUUUUUACCCUCAAUUUCAAGGACUUUUAACAACUACGAUGUCAUCCCCGCAGCCACCCAAGAAGAAUCCAAGGCAUCCAUGUCCUUGGAUUUGGAUUUGGAUAUUUGAUAAUUUCUAAAAGGCACUCCCCAAGUGUAAAUUCAAGAGAAUUAGCUGCAAGGGCUUCAUCAUGAUCUGCCAUAUAUGGCAAGGGCCAUCAAGAAAACCCUCCGAGUCCUGAGAAAAUGCCAUUGCAAAGUCACCACACAGAGGGUUGUUGUUCUUGUCGCUGCUUCGUUGGGCACGCCCGCCAGGCAGUACUACUUCUUCGGAGCUUAGCUUUUAUAAAAAGGUACAUAACAUUUCAUCUAGUUGACUAGCUAGCUUGCCUAUUUAUCAUCAUCAACUCCUGCGAGCUUCUUUACUACUUCUAAAGAUGCUUCUAAUAGUUUUCGUUUGUCGCUACUCAUCCUUAUUUAAUUUGGUUGCUUCUUCCUGUCAGCCCUUAGCACCACCUACCUUUUCCAUUCUUAAGUUGCUCUUUGGCUUUUGCUGAUGCAUCUCUUUAAUUUGUUACCCUCCAAAAAGCUAACAGAUCGAUGUGCCUCAGCCAGACUCAGCUUAAUGUUGUUAGAAUAACAUAAGAGAAACAGUUUCCAUUUAUAUGUUUGAAAACUAUCUGAAAUCACACACGGGAGGAAGGUGACAAAACCCCUCUUCUAAAAGCCAAAAGAAAUUAAUUAACGCAAGAGUAAUUAGCUAUUCAGUUGCACACUUGGAAUGAAUGAAUAUGUAUGUUCCAUUUCUUGUCUCUUUCCUUCUCCUUUCUUUAAACAAUUAUUAGCGGCAGAAUACCUAAAGACCAUCCUAAAUUUGACGCAUUUUAUUCAGAUUUCUCUUAAACUAUUGUUUGAGGGGGUAACGAUUAUAGAAAAAUCAAGAACAUGGGGUAACUAGGACCAAGUAUAGUUUAAGGGGGAUCGGAAUAUAAUGCGUCAAAUUUGGAGGGGGUCUUUAAGUAUUCUUCCAUUAACAAGUUGCAUCUCAAUAUUGUUGGUUUUAUUAUCUUUCCGAGUGGUUAACACAUUAAAAUCUCUAUGAUAUAUAGCACACUGCUCACAAUUUGUCAUCCAAUUUCAAGCUUGGAUAUAUAUAUAAAUAUAGUCUUAGUUAAUGCCUCUUUAUUCAUUUUACGACGGGCAGGUCGACCCAAUCUAUUAUUCCUUCCGUUUCGUCUUUGACGGGUGCAUGUGAAUUUAAGAAAGAAAUAGCUUUCGCACUUACCAAAAGUACAUUAAGAAUUUGUGGCUUAAACAUGUUAUAUGACAUUUGUAUGAAUACAAAAGCAUGUCAUUAAGGGUAAAUAUCAAGUUAAAUAGUUUUCAGAUAUUAAAGGUGUCAUUCUUUAUCGCUUUGUUUCUUCCACUCCAAUGUCAUACCCUCAUAAAUCCUGCAAACUAACUACCAUCAUGGUCAUGUAAGUAGUAAAUCAAAGACAUAUUAUAUAUAGUUCUAAUUUCGUUUAUUCUCUAGAUAUAGUGAUGUCCUAACCAUAUCAUUUCUAUGUAAGUUAGUAUGGUGCAUGCUUGCAGAAAGUGAUGUUAUAUCAUUCUAUACACAAUCAGCAAGGGAAGCUAGCUUUGCCUUGGCAAAAAGUGAAGAGUAGAAUCUCAAGGUAACUAAAACGAAGCUAAGUAGCAAAAAAAUAAAAAAAAUAGCUGGGCUCUUUUGAUCAGGUAAUAAAUAAAUCUAGUUGGCAUGUCGCUAAGCUCUUUUCCUUUGAAAAAGCACAAAGUUAAUUAUGUGUUAAAGUUAAUAUUGAUUAAAUAGUACGUACUUUAAGUUUUAAAUUUUGCUUACCUCUCAAAAAGCUUAAAUUGGAUAUAUAAAUGAUAAGUCAAAAGGUACACGCGCCCCGGGGGGGGGGGGGGUGUGGAGAAGAGGAACUGACCUCUUCAUUAUAAGACAAGAAUGGAGAAUGCUUAAUUCCUACAAAUUGGAUCAUUACUCUUCUUUUUUUUAGGCUGAAACUGCACUUCCAUGUAUUUUAUAUAUAUAUAUAUAUAUAUAUAUAUAUACUUCCACCUAACACUGAGCAGAUAGGUGAUCCCCAAAGUUUCAGAAGUGUGCAUACUUAACCUGCAUAUUUUUUUUAGUAGUACUUGGGUAUACUUGCAUGAAGAUUUGAAUUUUCUUGGGCAUGUUGCUUCUCUUUUUCUUCCUAUGUCCUUGGUUCUUUGUUCCUUUUUAGUCCUACUUCAGAAUGUUAUUUUGAUCAAGGUUCCUUUUCCUUGCUAACAUAGAUUGUCCAAGCAACCCGAUUGUCAAUACGUUUAGAGCAAACAUGCACGGUUGACACCCUCUUCAAUUGUACAGUAACUUUAACCCUGAACAAACUGUAUAGGGCAUACUCAUGCUACUAUCGAAAUAGUAAUACUCAGUAUAUUCUAUGCAGAAAAUUUUACGCUUGGUCGUUCUGUAUUAAUCCUGUCCACACUGUCAUAGCUACUAUGAAGCGUAUUAAUUAGACCACCUUAAUCUUAUCAUGUAAAUUCAAAGAGAGAAGAAACUAUAGAUGACGGGAACUUUAAUGGCUUCUAUGUGAAGGAGAGGGCCGGAGAGAGGAAGGAAUUUAAGGAGAGUAUCAGAAGAAAAGGAGAGAGAGAGAAGAAAGAAUUAGGAGGAGUAUAACAACAAAGUCUAAAGCAUUUCAUCAGUUUCUUACACACACAUAUAAAUGUAUAAUGCUCGUUCUACCUCCGUUCCAAUUUAUGCGAAGAUAUUAAUUGAGUACGAAGUUUAAGAAACAAAGUAAGACUUUUAAAAUUUAUAGUCUAAAAUAUUAAGCUCUAGAUAUUUAUUAGCUAUAAAUCAUUUCAUUAAGGAUAUAAUGAGUAUUUAAAUUAAUUAUUACUAAUUAUAGAAAUAUAUCCUUCUUUUUUUUAAUUCACUAACAAAGAAACCAGGUCAUAUAAAUUGAACAGAGGGAGUAGUUGAUGUUUUUAGUUGGGGUAGAUGUGUGUUAAUAUGUAUCACCUUUUUGGCUAGUUAGAAGUUUGGUGUUUAAUUAUUGGCAGGUCAUGUAUAAACAAUGAUACGAGAAUUUGAUCAAGUGAAAAGGUCCAUUUUCCUCAACUUUUUCCAAAGUGUUUAAUUCAUCUACUACAGUAGUUUUUUGUUUUGGCUUAAUAAGGAUAAUAUACUUGUUAUGUAAGUACAAAAUUUUGACUCUUCUAUGAGUUCUUUUUCUAUUCAUCUGUGAAAUAUCAUGGACCGAUUCUAAAAUGUCGCAGAAGAAAUGGAAAGCGGUAGACAUGGAGCCGUGCUUAGUGUGAAAGAGCAUGAUGCACAUCAGUUAGUACAUACUAGGUAAUGAGUCUGCAAUGGUAUCCCCUUAUUUCUUUACAUCACUCCAUUAUCAGUGGAGUCGACUGUCUUCCAGAGGGGUUUCAUCCCAUGAAGUACUCUCUCCGUCCCAUAAUAAGUGUCAUCUUAAUCAAAAUCAUGCAUAUUAAGAAACCAAUAAUGUAAUGUCAAGUUUACCAAAUUACCCCUAUAUAAUAAAAACAACUUACUUUUAUCUCUCGAUUAGAACAUAUACAAGAAGUAAACCAUUUGACAUUGGGAAUCCAACAAUACCAAGUUAUUAUGUGACUUUUCCAAUCGUCAUUUAGAUGUUACUUUAUAGUCCAAGGGUAGAAUUGAAAAAAACUAGUCAAUUUAUGUCUUGAUUUUCUAAAGUGACACUUAUUAUGCGACAAAAAAAUUACACUUAUUAUGGAACAGAUGGAGCAUUAAAGUGCCUAGAAAGAUAUUAGGUGUGAAGCGCUACUAACUCACACCAUUAACUUUAAUUUGAUCCAAUCACAUAGAUGGAUAUCUAAGUGCAUCAAAAGGCGGUUCCUCAUUCAAAGAAUACUAUGCCUAUUUCUUGUUGGACUAAUGAUGUACACCAUGUGUGUUUUGUCGUAAUUGGAUCGGCGGAAGGAAGCACAUAUGCCUUAAUUCUCCAUCGAUCCAUCUCUCAUUUAAUUUUCAACUCUGCAGUGUUCAAUCUUUUUCUUUUGUGCAAAUUUGGUCUAUCAUGGUCAUUGGUCACAAUCAUUGCAUCGAACAUUAUUCUAAAUUAAAAUUUCAUUUUCUUUCAUUCUUCUGUUUAAAGAAAAACAAGGUCAAAAUGCCUACUAUCCAGUUAGGAUAGUAUCAAACUACCAAUUAUAUAUAGGGAACGACGCUGGAGGAUAGGAUUCAAUAUUCUAGGAUAUAUAUUCUUAAGGAAUAUCAUUGGUUGUCCCAUUGUUGGUAAAUUUAUCCGACAAAAAACCAUGGUACGCAGUCGUAACUAGAGAAUAAAUUAGGGAUUUGUUGAUGACUGAUAUUACCCAUCACUAUUUACCUAAAGACAAUAGUGCGACUUCCCGAGUUAAAAUUUUAAGGAAUUUUCUAUAAAAAUCACUUUUGUUUCAUUUAGGACAGUAAAGUCACUUAAGGAUGCCUUGGAGGAGAUUGGAGAGAAGACUUCGUGGAUUUACAACGUUUGGGAGUUGGCAUUGGAAGAGUUGCAAAGUGGCUAGAAGCGCAAAAUGGCUAAAAGUGAAACUAUGGGGAUAAGAUUGCAAUUGGAUGUCAUACUUGCAAGUUAUGGGGUUAGAAUGGCAAUUGGAGGUCAUAAUUGCAAGUUAUGAGGCUUUGGAUGCAAUUGAAGACCCAUGUGGGUAUUUUUGCAAAAGAGCCACUUUAGGGCCUUUUGGUGUAAUAGGCAUUAGUAUAAAUAGUUCUUUUCAUCUAUUUGGAAGACUUACCUUAUGAUAUUGUGUGAACUCAAAUAUUGAGGGAUUUUAGUUAAUAGAUAGAUUGUUAGGUUACUACACUAAGUGUGAUUUCAUUGUUGCAAAGUGAAUUUGCUUAUCCAUUGAAUUCAUCUAGAUUGCUCA